GUGCAUAUCAACAUGUAAAUAGCCCUCCCAGCCUCUCAGUGAGGAAUAUGUUGAUUUUAAGUGUCUUUAACACAUAAUGGUAAGUGUUCUGUCAGAUCACACUAUACCCCCCAUUCUUUAAGCCUGUGACGCACGCGUGAGCAGGGAGGUAUAGUUUAUAAAGGCAGCCAACAAAGGCAUGAUUAUUAGGACUGAAAUAGCAGACUGAAGACCUCCGAUAUGUCGCUGGAGGAUCCGUUCUUGUUAACCCCUGAGGACAGCACAGUUCUGCUCCUGAAUGUUUCCAGGGUAUUUUGGGAGUCCGCCGGAGAGCAGCAGCACCGCUUCAGCAUCUGGCUCCCUGGUAUCGGCAUCGCUGCUAUCUACGGGAUCAUCAUCAUCGUGGGGCUGAUUGGAAAUGUCACUUUAAUGAAGACGUGUCUGCUGGUGAGGUCCAUGCGGACGGUGCCCAACUUAUUCCUGUCCAGUCUGGCUCUGGGGGACCUGCUGCUGCUGGUGACCUGCGCGCCGGUGGAUGCCAGCCGGUACUUGGUGGACGAGUGGCUCUUCGGCCGCGUCGGAUGCAAACUGAUCCCUUUCAUCCAGCUCACCUCGGUGGGAGUCUCCGUGUUCACUCUCACUGCUCUCUCCGCUGACCGGUACAAGGCUAUCGUCAAACCGCUGGACAUCAACAAGUCCAGUGCUGCUCUGAGCAUCGGUUUACGCGCAGGGAUGAUCUGGCUGCUCUCGGUGACUCUGGCUGUGCCCGAAGCCGUCUUCUCCGACCUGCACACCUUCACCACCAGCCACACCAAUGAGACGUUUGUGACCUGCGCCCCUUACCCUCACGCGGGGGAGCUCCACCCGAAGAUCCACUCCACCGCCUCAUUCCUCAUCUUCUACAUCAUGCCCCUCUUCAUCAUAUCUGUCUACUACUGCUUCAUCGCUCGCAGUCUGGUCAGAAGCUCCGCGGACAUCCCCGCCGAGGGACACCUGCACCUUCAGAAGCAGAUCAGGUCCAGGAAGCGUCUGGCUAAAACUGUGCUUGUGUUUGUCGGCUUGUUUGCGCUCUGCUGGCUCCCGAGUCAUGUGAUCUACCUGUACCGCUCCUACCACUACGACCAGGUGGACACGUCGCUGGGCCACUUCAUCGCCAGCGUGUGCGCUCGCAUCUUGGCCUUCACCAACUCCUGUGUGAACCCAUUUGCUCUGUACCUGAUGAGCAAAAGCUUCAGGAAACACUUCAAAAAGCAGCUGCUGUGCUGCUCCGCUCCCAGAGAGCUGCGCAGCCAGAGCAGCAGGAGCACAAAUGUAACGACCGUCUGAACCAAUCCGUGUUCAUGAACUUCACACCCAUGCUUCGGUAGGAUUUGAGCCACUUUUGAGUUCAGUAACAUGAUAGAAAAUUAUUAUAAAUGAAUUAAAGAUCCUCUGAGGUCUAAGUUGUCGUGACCUCAAACCAAAGUCUAAACAAUCAGAAUAUGUAAUUUUGGUUCUUCAUACAUUGUUCUCCAAAUUCUUGACAAUCAGGGAACAACGACCACAUUUAAAAUGUUUCCAGUUUCAAAAAUUGUCAGAAAAAAGUUUGUUUUGGCCUUAUAUGUGGUCAGGGUUACCAGCUAUCACAACUUAUGCCCUAUACCCCCCAAACACACACGCAUGCACACCGCAAAAACAGUUGGUAAACAAAAAACCUAAUUCCUAAGGUUCUCAGGCUGCUUGUCGCAAAUAUUGUUUACUCGAGGUGAAUACUUUUUGUACUAAGUCUAAUGUGAAAGGAACCAAUUAUGCUUAUUUCAUAGUUUCAGUUUACAUCCUAACAAGAACAGAAAGGAGCAUGAUGUCUCUCUUUGGUAAACAUGACUCUGAUUGUGUGCCUAUUUUAAGACAUUAUGGUGGAUUAAGUGUUUAAUUUAUAAGCUGUAUAUAAUUUAAUUUACGGCUAGAAUACACAGGCUGUAUAUGAAUUGAUUAAUUACAAUUAUAGCCUAGCCAUCCAUCCAUUAAAUAUCUAUGGUUCUAUAUAUAAGCUUUAUAUAACUGAAAUCUGUUUUGUGUGAAACUGUAUAAAUCAUAUCUAGUAAAAUACAAGCAGAUGUUCUGGAUAAACUAAAACCACUGCUUAAUGUUGCAGGCCGUGCCUGCCAUAGGUUACUGUAUAAGGAAAUGUAUGAUGAGUUGAUCUCAGUGCUACACAAAAAUAGAAAGGAAAAAAAAACAUACACUCAUGAGCUACUUUUUUAUGUACACCAUACUAGUACUGAGUUAAACCGAGUUUGAUGGAAAAAGGUACCUGUAACAAUUUUCAGAGAUUUCUCUUCACAAUGAUACGACAACAUCACAGAGUUGCUGCAGAACAGCUGCACAUCCAUGAUGUUCCAACACAUCCCGAAGCUGCUGGAUUAAGAUCUGGUGACUGUGGAGGCCAUUUGAGUACAGUGAUCUCAUUGUCUUGUUCAAGAAAAGGGGUUUUAAGGGAAAAAUCACCCACGCCAUUAAACCACCAGCAGCCUAAACAAUUGAUACAACGCAGGAUGGAUUUCUAUGUUCAUGUUUAUGCCAAUAUCUGAUCCUACUAGUCAAAGGGUCCAGCAGGAAUUAAAACCCGUUGAACCAGGCAACGUAGCCUCAGUUUCCAGUCCUUAGCUGACAGGAGUGGCACCUGGUGUGGUCUUCUGCUCCUGUAGCCCAUCCAGAGAUGCUCUUCUGCAGACCUGGGUUAUUUGAAUUAAUAAUGCCUUCCUAUUAACUCAGAUGAGUCUGACUAUUCUCCUUUGACCCUGAAAUCAAUAAGACAUUUUCACCCAGAGAACUGCAGCUCGUUGAAUAUUUUUUAUUUUUCAGACCAUUCUCUAUAAACCCUUAAGAGGGUUUUAUGGGAAUAAGUCCAAGGAGAUCAGCAGUUUUUGAAACAAACAAUAUCAUGUUCAAAGUCACUUAAAUCACAUCUCUUCCACAUUGUGAUGCUCGGUUUGAACUUCAGGAGGUCGCCUUGAUCAUGUCUACAUCCCUAAAUGCAUUAAGUUGCUUGCAUGUUAUUGGGUAAUUAGAUAUUUGUGAACACUUAAUAAGGUGGUCAGUGAGUGCAUUUGAAUAUGAACAUCUGUCAACCUAUAAUCCUAAAUAUAAAAAAAUAAGUUAUAUGAAGUCUUCUUUAAAAACAUGAUGCAGACUUGUUGAUGUAAAACCACAAACCACGCAAAAUAAAACUGAUGUUGUUGUAUAUUAUAUAGUUUUCUGUUGCAUUAAAUGACGUGUUCCACUCCCACUUGCGUUGUGAACCAUGCAUGAAAUGGCUCAAUGUUUAUUUUGUUGUUUGUUUAUAUCUACAGUAUGCCAUUUUUAAGGAAAAAUGUCAGCGGAGGAGCGAUCGUCUGUGACAUUUGAAAGUUCAUGAGCUGUAAAAUAUUCAAGCUGAACGCAGUAAAUUGUGCGCUUCAGUGUACUGCAGAGAAACAUUAAGCCACAUUUAUUAGCUGUUUUUUUUAUCCCAUUAUUAAAACUGUGAGAUAUCACACGUUGUGUGUGCAGUAAUGUGAGGUAGUGAAGUGUUGAUUGCUUGUGUACAGCUGUGCAGUGUAUCAGUUGCAUCCAGCAGAUAUUUGUUGCUACAGAGUAAGAUGUUUGAAGAUUAACCCAACAGCCUUUUUUUUUUCUUCUUUUGAUGUAUUGCUGCAGCCAUUAAAAGCAAGCAGUUGUUGUUUCAUCUCUUUUAUUUGGAUGAAUAUUCAAUUAAAUUUUUAUUUUGUGACUAAUUUUUAGUCACGAAAUAUAACCUCAACUGCUCUGUGUCGUCCUUUAUCGGAGUAAGAAUGUAAAUCCCAACAAAAAUGAAUGUACAGUGGUAAAAAUGUGAAGAAUAAACAAACAUAAAAUGGCCUUAUUAGUCCAGCAUCAACUUAGAAAUAACGGAUGCCUUCUUUCUUAACAUUUUGCUGUAUUAUUAUCUCCGGUUUUCCUUUUAAG
Messenger RNA from Oreochromis niloticus (Nile tilapia), 3945 nucleotides. RefSeq names its product gastrin-releasing peptide receptor. The coding region runs from base 220 to 1305 and encodes 361 amino acids. Gene Ontology annotation, cellular component: plasma membrane. Gene Ontology annotation, biological process: G protein-coupled receptor signaling pathway. The record is from RefSeq and is a predicted model, not a curated record. Lineage: Eukaryota; Metazoa; Chordata; Actinopteri; Cichliformes; Cichlidae. Gene Ontology annotation, molecular function: neuropeptide receptor activity. The transcript is spliced from 3 exons.